CAGACCUCACUUUUUUUCCGUGUAGCAAUUUUUUCUUGGUAGCAUCUGAAGCUCUGCUGGAUGAAGUGCCUAAUUAUUUUGUAAACACUGUACUCUCAGGGUUUUCCCAAUAGAAAAACAGAAAAAAUGUUCGAUAUUAAGGCUUGGGCUGAAUACAUCGUGGAGUGGGCUGCAAAGGACCCAUACGGCUUUCUUACUACAGUGAUCUUGGCUCUUACACCACUGUUCAUCAUUAGUGCAGCGCUUUCGUGGAAGCUUGCAAAAAUGAUUGAGGCCAGGGAGCGAGAGCAAAAGAAGAAACAGAAACGCCAAGAGAAUAUUGCAAAAGCCAAACGAACAAAGAAGGAUUAAAUGGGGAAAAAAAAAAAAGGCCUUCUUGUGCAAAGAAUCCACUUUUUUAAUGAAACGCUUGUAUAUUUUGUGUUGUAACUGUCCUUUGAUACUUGAUCCUGUUAUUUCUUGAAGUAUGAAAUCUAAUCCCUUCAGUGUAUUUUUUUUCUCCUGAGAUGAUCUGUGUCAGUUUGCCCAAGUGACACUUGUUACAAUCAUUUACUCUACUACUCGUGUUCUAGUGCAGGUUGCUUUUCUAAAUUUGCAUGUUAAAAAAUUAAUCUGUUGGGUGGCUGUGGAGGUAGAUUUUUUUUUUCCUUAGCUAAGCUACGACUUAGUAAGUGUCUUAAAAUUGUCAAAUUAUGAGGAAAAUGUGAAUGGUAAACUGGAUUACAGAAAGGCAAGUUUUGGUAUACCUUCAGCAGAGCUGUAGAGAUGAGCUAACUUCAGAGUUAGGUAGCGUACCUUACUGAUUUCCUUUACGGACACUCCACGUGGCCCUGCGGUUCGUUCAGCUGUGCGCCCACAGGGUCUGCUGUAGCGUCUUCGAUGGUGGGGCUUGGCUGCAAAAAGAAACUAACUUAGCUUUUCCCGUUUCCUAAACUACCAGCCAUGAGCAGUCUUUAAAUUCAGCCCGAACUCUAGGAAACCGAUUGCUUGUUCUUGUGACCUUCGUUUGUCUUAGCCACUCAUGUUCUAUGAAAUACACUACUAUGCUGUUUGGUUUUCCUUAACGAUCACCUGAACGCUCCACCUGUGACUAAUUUGUUUCGGCUGUCAGAAACUUUUUAUGCCUCAAAGAAUAGCCAUAAAUGGGGUGAGACCAAAGGCUCCGGUGGCCUAGUGUGCUGUGUCCUCGUGACCUAGAGCAGGUGGCUGUGGGAGGGUACAGGAGCAGGAUGCGCAUGCUGGUGACAGUAGUUCUUCCUACGUGCUAACCUUCUGAUCUUUGGGAUCUUUGUUCUCACUGCCCUUGGAAACCGCUGCCUUCCAGGUUGCAGAAUGCUGGCAUACUGGAAAAAGUCCAAGUGGGGUUUGUGUUGUAAAUACGCCAAAAUUAUUUAACCUUCAUUCCAAUUCAUGUUUUUCUAACAGAACUGAUUGAUUUUUCAAAGCCUAACGUUUAUUAAUAGUCUAGUUCUAAAGAGCUUGUGGCAGUCAUUAGGUUUUUAGACUUAGCGCAGAGUUGUGCUUUCUAGCAACUUACGUUUAAAAAUAAAACCUUAAAGUGAUACCAUUGUUCCAAUGAGGAGACCUAUAGAGCUGGCUGACACAAAGGGGGAUUAGGAGUGGGGAAUCUUAACUGAAAUGACAAAGUGAACGUGAAGUAUUGUUGAUCCUCUUUCAAUUUUGUUGGUCAAAGCAAGCAUUAUUAGAAUAUGACAUUUCGGCAUUUUAUAAAUACAUGGGAUUAAGUCUCCAGUGUUUUGC
This is a messenger RNA of Aptenodytes forsteri (emperor penguin), 1761 nucleotides long. RefSeq names its product small integral membrane protein 15 (gene SMIM15). The transcript has 2 exons. The record is from RefSeq and is a predicted model, not a curated record. Lineage: Eukaryota; Metazoa; Chordata; Aves; Sphenisciformes; Spheniscidae. The coding region runs from base 127 to 351 and encodes 74 amino acids.